Anguilla rostrata (American eel) is the source of this 2455-nucleotide messenger RNA. It is a transcript of the gene orc3, whose product is annotated as origin recognition complex, subunit 3. Lineage: Eukaryota; Metazoa; Chordata; Actinopteri; Anguilliformes; Anguillidae. Gene Ontology annotation, cellular component: nuclear pre-replicative complex; DNA replication preinitiation complex; nuclear origin of replication recognition complex. Gene Ontology annotation, molecular function: DNA replication origin binding. Gene Ontology annotation, biological process: DNA replication initiation; DNA replication. Bases 145 to 2319 code for a protein of 724 amino acids. The transcript is spliced from 20 exons. The record is from RefSeq and is a predicted model, not a curated record.
ACGUAGAAACCGCGGGAAAGGUACGAGAAGACGCCGUGGGGUAUUGGUGGAUUUGCCCGGCAUGACUAGGAUUAUUGUCUGGCCAGCAAUAGCCAUUUCAAGUUUAUACAAUUUAUAUAACUAUAAAGUGUAAAGGAGCGACAGAUGGCUGCUAUUACUGCUUCCAUAUCAAAGGGUUGCUUUGUGUUCAAGCCAAGUAUCAAGAAAAAGAAGAGGACUUUAGAUGCUGAGGACUAUUUCAUCAAUGGCAGUGAUGAUUGCGAGAAUGGCAAACAGCGUUUCCUUCUCUGUCAGGAGCUAUGGGAAGACAUGAAGUCCGAAACAGAGUCAGUGCAGGAUGAUCUGAAUAAAAAGGUCCUGGACAGCCUGCUGGAGUUUGCCAGGAAAUCAACCUCCAGCUUCAUGUCCCGAGAGGAAGAUUGGGCAUCUCAUAUGAGAGCCAGUGAGAUCCCCGUUGCUGCCUUGGUGCUGGGAGUAAACUUGACGGACCACAACAUGACGUUUCAAAGUCUGUCAGACAGGCUGCAGAACUCUGUGACUCCAUUUGUUGUCUCUGUUCAAGCCAAGGAGUGUGCAGCUGUGAAGUAUCUACUGCAGAAAGUGCUGCAAAGGCUAACUGGAGUGUCUGUGGAUAAGGAUGAAGAGGAAACCAGUACAGAUCUUCCCCCGAACAGUGCACACUGCUCCCUGAGGUCACUCUGUGAUUGGUACAAGACUGUCUGUAAGAAUUCCUCUGGGAGCUCUCCAGGGGAAAAGCGCAGCUCUUCUGAGAUGGAAUUCUCUGCAAAUCCACCCAUUAUUGUUAUCUUCAGAGACCUUGAGGCCUUCAGCCCACGUGUUCUGCAUGCCUUCAUUCUCAUCUGCAGCCAGUACACUCAACAGCUCCCCCUACUGUUCAUCUUUGGCAUCGCCACAUCCCUCAGUACUGUUCAGCGCAUGCUGGCCCAUUCUGUGACAUCCCUGCUGUGCAUCAAGCUCUUCCAGUUCUCCUCCUGCACCAAGCACCUGGCCACUGUCAUUGACAAGCUGGUUUUAACGCCGAAGUUCCCCUUUAAGCCCAGCGGUAAGGUGUUACAAGUGCUAGUUGGUCUCUUCCUGUACCACGACUUCUCCGUGCACAAUUUCAUCAAAGGCCUGCAGCUCUCUUUGUUGGAGCACUUCCACGACCAGCCUCUGAGUGUUUUGUGCUGUAAGAAGCAGGAGGCUGUGGUCAGAGCUCAGCAGCUAAACCACCAGGAGGUGGAGAACAUUCGCCAGCUUCCCUCCUUCAUGAGGUUUGUAGAACAGCAGGAGCCCCAGGAGCAAGUGGAGCUGCUGACCAGUGAUGAGCAUGUGAAGGAAGUGUGUCAGAAACUGCUGAAAGGCCUCCAUCGAUACCACAAGAACUUCUUUCCCAUUCUCAGAUGUCUCCAUGUGCUAACAUCCUCUCUACCCAAGUAUCCCCUGGGAAAGCAGAUAAGAGAGCUGCACGUGACCUGUCUGGAGAAGGACGUGUGGGAGACUGAGGACUAUGAAUCAGCCAUGCAACUUCUCAAGAUACUGGCUAAGGAUGAACUUCUCACAGUUUUGCAAAAUUGUGUUGAAACCCUUAAAUCUGGAAAGACCAAGGAACUAAGGGAUGCCCUGAAACAUCUGCAGGAUCUCAAAGACAGACUUCAGCAACUGGAUGCGUUCACGGAUCCUUCUGCUCUAGGUGGUCAUGGGGAGGGCAGGGAAAAUGACUGCUUUUCUGAAAAUGGCUUACAGAAGAAGACUGACUUGUUCCAGCUUCAGAAGACUCUGCUGCAGAUGAAGGAGUGUCGUAAGACAAAGAAAAGAAGCCCAUUUGAGCUGCUCAGAAAUGAAACCAUUGAAUAUAUUGACAGCCUUGUCAAGAUGCAUUUGACCAGACCCGAAUCCCAGCCCCUGUAUGAGGUUUGCUACUGCACCUCCUCUGGAACCCUGCGGCACCACCUCAACGCCACACCCCGAACCUCCAUCCAGACAGCCCUCGCUCACCCUUACUACUACCUUCAGAAUGAGGCCCUGAGGAGCGAGACGGGUGCCAUCUCCAGUGCUGCCCCAGAUAUCUGCAUUGUGUACAAGCUACACCUGGAGUGUGGGCGGCUCAUCAACCUGUAUGACUGGCUGGAGGCUUACUGCAUGGUGGUCACAGCUGCUGAUGGGGAGGACUCUGACCCCAGUGAAAAGGGAAAAUUUGAUGAAAUUAGACGUGCUUGUUUUAUUCGUGCCGUAUCUGAGCUGGAGUUCCUGGGGUUCAUAAAAUCUACCAAGCAGAAGACGGAUCAUGUGGCACGGCUGACCUGGGGAGGCUGCUGACUGUCACACACUCUUUCUGCAUAGGGUUUUUGUGUGGAACUCUACACACAAUCUAUUUUUAUAAUAAAAUUGUCCACACUGUAUAUUGUGAAAUUGAAGACUUUAUGCAACAUGUAGUAAAAGGAUCCGAGUACUG